Molecule: messenger RNA, 885 nt
Organism: Caenorhabditis sp. 36 PRJEB53466
Lineage: Eukaryota; Metazoa; Nematoda; Chromadorea; Rhabditida; Rhabditidae
Source: the annotation of a GenBank genome assembly
AUGUGCUACGAGAGCGUGCGGUCAGUCAUUAUCGAUUUUGGAAAUUCGAAGAACCACUUGGAUCGCUCCUCUUUCCACUCUCCAACUAACAAGAUGCCUUCGCAAAAGAAGUUGAAUCCAACGGAAGUGCACAUCUCGCCAGGCCGUGAUCUCGUCCAGCGCACGCUCGUCUUCCGCAACACCACCGGAAAGGACUUUGUGCUCAAACUGAUCUCGUCGAACGCGGCCAUCAGCUUCCCGACGAACGUGUUCCGUUUCCCACCGCAGUCCCACCGCAUCAUCCAGUUCCGUGUGGACGCCCGCAAGUUGGGCCAAUGGGACAAGUCGAGUCUCAACAUCAAGGGAUUCGUGCUUCCGACCUACGCGAAGGGACUGAAGCAGUUCAUCGACCAGAAGAAUACGGUCGGAUCCGUCGGACAGGAAGCCUUCUCCCUCUCCGUCAAGUUCACCGACCAGUUCUCGGCUCCGCAGACGGUCGUCAACCUGCCCGGCAGUGCCACGUGCAUCGAAUCGACUGAUCAUCCGGUCGACGUCGAGGAGCUCGACACUCGCACUGCCAUCAACAUCGAGAAAGGUAACAGUUGAGAAGGAUACCAUCAUAACAAGUGACCUAAUUCAGAUGUGGCGACGGCUGAGCCGAUCGGUUCCAUGAUGGGAUUCGUGGAGGAGUACAAGCGUCGUCAGGCGAAAUCGGGCUGCUGGCUGACCAACUACAUCUGCGGCGGCGAGGAGAAACCGGAGAAGUCGUUGAGAUCGCGUCGUUCGAACUCUGCGAAGAGCAAUCGGAGCGCCAAGAGCUGCCGUUCGCAGUCGCGUCGUCAGAAGAGCGAUGUCAACGUGUGCCUGGAGGCCACACCGUGCGGAGGAUCCACCAUUCAGGCAUGA